Perkinsus marinus ATCC 50983 is the source of this 555-nucleotide messenger RNA. RefSeq lists its product as hypothetical. The record is from RefSeq and is a predicted model, not a curated record. The transcript is spliced from 2 exons. The coding region runs from base 1 to 555 and encodes 184 amino acids. Lineage: Eukaryota; Perkinsozoa; Perkinsida; Perkinsidae.
AUGCUCGAGGUUCCUAUCGACCUGGUGAUUGUAAUGGGACAUAUCAUCGAGUGUCUCUCUGGGCGCCGGGUCAGAGUACGACUGGUCAAUGGACUGGUAACGACUGAGAACCUCUACAACAUUGUUAUGCUCUAUCCUUAUGCUGGUAACGAGCUGGGCACUGCUGUGGUCUCUAGAGAAGGUAUGUAUAUCGACGUUAAGAAUGAUUCUGAGUGGCGAGCUGCACGAGUGACCUAUGAUCCGUGCGACCGUCCUGACAAACUAUGGAUAUGGUUCCUCGAUGGUAACAACGAUACUCCUAUUAUGGUACGCUUGGAUAGUAUCGAGUGGAGGCUCUCCUCUGAUACUUGUGGUACACCACAAGGGGGGCGUGAUGGCGCUGCCAUUGGUCAACGCAUAUCCGUAGCCUAUAUCGUGUUGCGUAAGCGACAAUGGUUCUCUGGAGUCAUCGUGAGGUCUCGCUCGCCCAAUAUUGUUACUAUUGCUUUCGAUAACGGGUAUGUUGAUGAGAUUGACCUAUCGACUACUGGAUAUAAACUAAACACCCGUUCGUAG